This is a messenger RNA of Penaeus monodon (black tiger shrimp), 714 nucleotides long. RefSeq names its product anti-lipopolysaccharide factor-like. Lineage: Eukaryota; Metazoa; Arthropoda; Malacostraca; Decapoda; Penaeidae. The coding region runs from base 159 to 530 and encodes 123 amino acids. The transcript is spliced from 4 exons. The record is from RefSeq and is a predicted model, not a curated record.
CAUAGAUGACUUUCAACUCUGAACCAACGAACUGAGCGUUUUUCCCGACGGACCUUUCCAGCGUAUAAAAGGGGCGCCGGGUUCCUCGACAGGCAGUUCCUAGCACCGAGUGGCUUAGCGUGGACCAAGCAUUCACCCACCUUAAACCAGCGAAAAAGAUGAAGGUCUCGUUCGUGGUCGGCGUAGUGGCACUGGUGGCAGCGGUGGCACUCUUCGCUACCCCGUGCCAGGGCCAGAUAUGGGAGACGCUGGUCCCUCUCAUCACACAGCAGGUCGUGGGGUUGUGGAAAAACGGCGAAAGAGAAUUUUUUGGUCACCAGUGCACAUACUCAGUCACACCCAAAAUUAAGAGUCUAGAACUGCACUUUAAGGGAAGGAUGUCCUGCCCGUCCCUUAGUAGUGUGAGAGGAGAAGCUUUGACCCGCAGUCGCUCGGGCGUGGAGGGCAAGACGGUUGAGGAUUACGUAAGGAAGGUCUUAGCACAGGGCGUGAUAACGGAGGAGGAGGCAAAGGCGUGGCUUACCAAGUAAAUGAAACGGAAGUCGAUUUUUUUAGUCUUUUCUACGACGAUGGUUCUUCUGCUUGAUUUGCAUAACGUCGGGCUGUUUAGUGAAGCUGUUUUCGUGAAUAUUUGUUUUUGUUAUUCAUUUUUAUUUUUAUCGUUGUUAUUGGCAUUUUGUACUUGUUAUUGUUAAUAAAAAAAAUAUAUAUAUA